AUGAUCCGAGCAUUAACAUCCAGACGGUGGUCGUUGAGAAGAGAGAGCGAGAGUGCAAGUCGUACAUGCGCGACGGUGGGUGCGUCCGAGUCAGAGGCGUCGCCCUCUGUUGAUCUUCCUAGGACCAGAGACGGCGAGAUUGACUAUGAUGCUCUUUACGAAGAUGACUCGGACAGCGAUCUGGGCUCCAUGGAGAACCAUGGCUCCGUGGUCACACAUCUCCUCUCACAAGUCAAAAUUGGCAUGGAUCUCACAAAGGUUGUUCUUCCCACAUUUAUUCUGGAGAGGCGAUCGCUACUCGAAAUGUACGCGGAUUCGUUCGCCCAUCCUGACCAAUUCGUUAAGAUAGUGGAUAUGCCGACACCCAGGGAACGCAUGGUACAAGUGGUACGGUGGUACCUAAGCUCGUACCAUGCGGGGCGAAAAUCACAAGUCGCCAAGAAACCAUACAAUCCCAUACUUGGAGAGGUGUUCAGGUGUCAUUGGGAUCUCGAUGGGGUUGAGCCAUCUAAUAAUGGAGACAAGGUAGAAGUAGGCGACGGUCCUGUUCCCUGGUGUUCGCCGGAACAAUUAUCCUUCGUAGCUGAACAAGUCUCCCAUCAUCCCCCUAUCUCAGCCUUUUAUGCGGAACACGUCAACAAACGCAUCCAAUUCGAGGCCUCGGUUUGGACGAAGAGCAAGUUUCUGGGUCUCUCUAUCGGUGUCCAUAAUAUCGGCAAGGGAUUGGUUACCCUGCUGGAUUUGGAGGAAGAGUAUACCCUAACAUUUCCCAAUGGUUAUGGCAGGUCAAUAUUAACAAUCCCCUGGAUAGAACUAGGCGGUUCCGUAGUAAUAGAAUGCGCGCAAACUGGUCACAAGGCGAACGUGGAGUUUCUUACAAAACCCUUCUAUGGAGGCAAGAAACAUAGAGUCACGUGUGAAGUGUUCGCUGGUACUGAGAAGAAACCGUAUUAUACUGCACAAGGAGAAUGGAAUUCAAGGAUGGAUGGACGGUGGACUGAGUCUGGGCGUAACGAAGUAGUGUUCGAUGUGUCGACGAUGAAGACGUGUCGCAAGCGAGUCGCGCCGAUCAGUCGCCAGUCGCCGCACGAGUCGCGUCGCGUUUGGAGGUACGUCACGGCCGCCUUGAGGGCCGCGGAUACGGAUGCCGCGACUGCAGCUAAGAGACUGUUGGAGCAGACGCAGAGAGAUGCCGCUAAGAAGCGUGCUGAUAGCGACGAGGCCUGGGUCACACAGUUGUUCAGUCCAAAACCGGACGAUGGCUGGGAAUAUAAUAUGCCGUUAAAAAAACGUAUCGAAGGGAAAUCAUCUCCACAACUCAGUCCCACGCAACGAGAUAACGCUGAUACAAGAUAA
Molecule: messenger RNA, 1356 nt
Organism: Pieris macdunnoughi
Lineage: Eukaryota; Metazoa; Arthropoda; Insecta; Lepidoptera; Pieridae
Source: the annotation of a GenBank genome assembly